AUGGAAGAGAAGCCAAUCUGUCCUUAUCUUGUUAUUGAUAAAACACUGGAGCCGACCAGCAGCCCUGUGAUGUCACACUCAGAGACCGAGGAGGAGGACCGGGAGGCAGAGGAGGCAGAGGAGGCAGAGGAGGUAGAAGUGGGAGAGGAGGCAGAGGAGGCAGAGGAGGUAGAGGAGGCAGAGGAGGCAGAGGAGACAGAGGAGGCAGAGGAGGCAGAGGAGGCAGAGGAGGUAGAGGAGGCACAGGAGGCAGAGGAGGCAGAGGAGACAGAGGAGACAGAGGAGGCAGAGGAGGCAGAGGAGGCACAGGAGGCAGAGGAGGUAGAGGAGGCAGAGGAGAGGCAGAGGACAGAGGAGGCAGAGGAGGCAGAGGAGGCACAGGAGGCAGAGGAGACAGAGGAGCCAGAGGAGGUAGAGGAGGCAGAGGAGACAGAGGAGGUAGAGGAGGCAGAGGACACAGAGGAGGCAGAGGAGGCAGAGGAGGCAGAGGAGGCACAGGAGGCAGAGGAGACAGAGGAGGUAGAGGAGGCAGAGGAGGCAGAGGAGACAGAGGAGACAGAGGAGGUAGAGGAGGCAGAGGAGACAGAGGAGACAGAGGAGGUAGAGGAGGCAGAGGAGGCAGAGGAGGUAGAGGUGGGAGAGGAGGCAGAGGAGGCAGAGGAGGUAGAGGAGGCAGAGGAGGUAGAGGAGGUAGAGGAGGCAGAGGAGACAGAGGAGGUAGAGGAGGCAGAGGACACAGAGGAGGCAGAGGAGGCAGAGGAGGCAGAGGAGACACAGGAGGCAGAGGAGACAGAGGAGGUAGAGGAGGCAGAGGAGGCAGAGGAGACAGAGGAGACAGAGGAGGUAGAGGAGGCAGAGGAGACAGAGGAGACAGAGGAGGGAGAGGAGGCAGAGGAGGUAGAGGUGGGAGAGGAGGCAGAGGAGGCAGAGGAGGUAGAGGAGGCAGAGGAGGUAGAGGAGGUAAAGGAGGCAGAGGAGGCAGAGGAGACAGAGGAGGCAGAGGAGGCAGAGGAGGCAGAGGAGACAGAGGAGGCAGAGGAGGCAGAGGAGGCACAGGAGGCAGAGGAGACAGAGGAGCCAGAGGAGGUAGAGGAGGCAGAGGAGACAGAGGAGGUAGAGGAGGCAGAGGAGACAGAGGAGGUAGAGGAGGUAGAGGAGGCAGAGGAGGCAGAGGAGGCAGAGGAGGCAGAGGAGACAGAGGAGGCAGCGGAGACAGAGGAGGCAGAGGAGGUAGAGGAGGCAGAGGAGGCAGAGGAGGCAGAGGAGGCACAGGAGGCAGAGGAGACAGAGGAGCCAGAGGAGGUAGAGGAGGCAGAGGAGGCAGAGGAGACAGAGGAGGUAGAGGAGGCAGAGGAGGCAGAGGAGGUAGAGGUGGGAGAGGAGGCAGAGGAGGCAGAGGAGGCAGAGGAGGUAGAGGAGGCAGAGGAGGCAGAGGAGGCAGAGGAGGCAGAGGAGACAGAGGAGGCAGAGGAGGCAGAGGAGGCAGAGGAGGCAGAGGAGGCAGAGGAGGCAGAGGAGACAGAGGAGGCAGCGGAGACAGAGGAGGCACAGGAGGCAGAGGAGGCAGAGGAGGCAGAUGAGGCAGAGGAGGCAGAGGAGGCACAGGAGGCAGAGGAGACAGAGGAGCCAGAGGAGGUAGAGGAGGCAGAGGAGACAGAGGAGGUAGAGGAGGCAGCGGAGACAGAGGAGGCACAGGAGGCAGAGGAGGCAGAGGAGGCAGAGGAGGCAGAUGAGGCAGAGGAGGCAGAGGAGGCACAGGAGGCAGAGGAGACAGAGGAGCCAGAGGAGGUAGAGGAGGCAGAGGAGACAGAGGAGGUAGAGGAGGCAGAGGAGACAGAGGAGGUAGAGGAGGUAGAGGAGGCAGAGGAGGCAGAGGAGGCAGAGGAGACAGAGGAGGCAGAGGAGGCAGAGGAGGCAGAGGAGGCACAGGAGGCAGAGGAGGCAGAGGAGGCAGAGGAGACAGAGGAGACAGAGGAGGCAGAGGAGACAGAGGAGGCAGAGGAGGCAGAGGAGGCAGAGGAGGCAGAGGAGGCAGAGGAGACAGAGGAGACAGAGGAGGCAGAGGAGACAGAGGAGGCAGAGGAGGCAGAGGAGGCAGAGGGAGGCAGAGGAGGCCGUGGGAGCGUCUGA
This is a messenger RNA of Knipowitschia caucasica, 2130 nucleotides long. The record is from the annotation of a GenBank genome assembly. NCBI's taxonomy places the organism in Eukaryota, Metazoa, Chordata, Actinopteri, Gobiiformes, Gobiidae.